UUUAUUUAUGAUUUUGUUUUAUAAAUAAAUUGAUAAUUCAUUUCAGAUGAUAUCAGACACUUGGUAUAAAACAUGAAACUUCCAGGAAAGAGAGGGAACCUAUAUUUCUCCGUUUUUGCUGCGAACCUGGCAACAGUCUCUAUAGGAACGCACUAUAGUUGGCCUUCACCAAUGCUGCCAAAACUGACGGCUCAGGGAACGUUCCUUCACCUAAACAGUGAUGAAGCUUCAUGGGUAAGCUCACUCAACGCCCUUGGUACUUCAUUCGGCCCAUUCCUCGGCGGCUGGCUGAUCGACAGGGUGGGGCGGCGGUGGACCAUAAUGCUAGCUGUUAUGAUCAACUUGCUCGCCUGGAUUGUCCUACUCGCCGCUACAGCUGUCUGGCACAUUUACGUGGGCCGCUUGCUAGGAGGCAUCUCGGGAGGUGUUUUGAUUGUGGGAAUCCCCGUCUAUGUGGCCGAGAUUGCUCAGCCGGAAGUAAGAGGAGCUGUGGGCACUGUUUUAGGCUUCUCUCUCUCGAUUGGAUGUUACAUCGAGUUCUGUUUUGGUCCUUACGUUUCCUAUUCAACUCUCAUUUAUUUGAACUUUCUUCCAGCGUGCUUAUUCCUUAUUUUGUUCACAUUAUAUCCAGAAUCUCCAUAUUACCUUAUACGGAAAAACGAUAUUUCAAGUGCCGUGAAGAGUCUCACGUGGCUCAGAAACAGUGACUCGCCUGAACUAGUGCUGAAUGAGUUGGAACGAAUGCAGGAAGAAGUCCACAAAUGCAUGGCAGAAAAAGCGAGAUUUUCAGACCUUGUCAAGACCCGAGGUAACCGCAAAGGUUUGAUGAUCUCUUGUGUGCUCGCGGCAACUCAACAACUCAGCGGUAUUAACGUUGUCCUCGUCUACGCCCAAAGUAUCUUCAUCAUGGCCGGCACUUCCUUCUCUUCCAGUGUGUCAUCGAUCAUCGUCGGUACUUUCCUUGUAGUGGGCCCAGGACUUUCAUUUCCGCUCACCAGACUAUUUGGAAUCAAGAACAUGCUGGUGGUAUCGGCGGCUGGGAUGAGCAUUUUUCAGGUUUCUUUCGGGGCUUUCUUCUACUGUAUUUAUCGUGGAUACGACAUGUCAACCUAUUGGUGGUGGCCGCUUAUCAGUUUUGUAGGAUAUAUAAUCACCUAUUGUGUGGGCUUUGGACCUCUUGCAUUCACGGUGAUGGGCGAAAUGUUCCCGACCAACAUCAAAGGCCUCGCUUCCGCCAUUACUACUGGACCUGCCUGCUGGUUUCUAGGAUUUUUGCUCACACUCUACUUCAAUGAUAUAUCCCAAGCCCUCGGCUCUCACAUGGCUUUCUUCCUCUUUGCUAUCUUUUGCUUUCUAUCAUUUCUCUUUACGAUUUUCAUCCUUCCUGAUACGAGAGGUCUGACUCUUGAGGAAAUCUUGGAACUGUUGAACGGAAAACCUGGUGCUAGAAACUACAAGAACAGACCUGAUUCUAUUCGCCCCACGGAAUAAAAUAUGUACUAGCAUAAAACCUUAUUUAAGCAUAGUUCAUUAUCCCAUAAAUGUUACUUAAUUAUAAGAUACAGCCUUCGCUGUGUUAUAUUCUUAAUU
Homalodisca vitripennis (glassy-winged sharpshooter) is the source of this 1590-nucleotide messenger RNA. Its product is annotated as facilitated trehalose transporter Tret1-like. The transcript is spliced from 6 exons. Gene Ontology annotation, molecular function: transmembrane transporter activity. Lineage: Eukaryota; Metazoa; Arthropoda; Insecta; Hemiptera; Cicadellidae. The coding region runs from base 73 to 1491 and encodes 472 amino acids. Gene Ontology annotation, biological process: transmembrane transport. Gene Ontology annotation, cellular component: membrane. The record is from RefSeq and is a predicted model, not a curated record.